Polypterus senegalus (gray bichir) is the source of this 1855-nucleotide messenger RNA. RefSeq names its product protein lifeguard 3-like. Gene Ontology annotation, biological process: negative regulation of apoptotic signaling pathway. The record is from RefSeq and is a predicted model, not a curated record. The transcript is spliced from 12 exons. Lineage: Eukaryota; Metazoa; Chordata; Cladistia; Polypteriformes; Polypteridae. The coding region runs from base 58 to 1053 and encodes 331 amino acids. Gene Ontology annotation, cellular component: Golgi apparatus; endoplasmic reticulum; membrane.
UUUACUUUGACAUCCUGGAUAGAAAUAACAGAAUCUCCCAGAGUUUUUUUUCUCACAAUGUCAAGAUCUGAUUUUCCACCAAAUUAUGAGGAGACCGGCAAUCCUCUCUACCCACCACAAGCCGGUGGCUACCCACAACCACCCCCAUAUGGAUUUUCAGGACCAGGUUAUCCACAACAGCCUGGAAUGUUCCCCCAGCCAGGAAUGUUUCCACAGCCAGGCAUGCAUCCCAAUCCAAAUAUGCCGAUGGGGGGUUUACCACCAAUGAUGCCACCAAUGAUGCCACCAAUGAUUUCACCAAAUGAACCAUUAAAUCAAGAUGGUCGUAAUUCAUAUGGAGCUGGCAAAGAUGAAGACACCGAAGGUUUUGCAGAUAGUUCCUGGGACAACAAAAGUGUCAGACAUGCUUUCAUCCGUAAAGUCUACCUUAUUAUGUCUGCUCAGCUUCUUGUUACUGUUGCUUUUGUGGCCGUUUUCACAUUCUGCAUGCCUGUAAAAAGUUUUGUUAUCAAAAACUCUGCCGUGUACUGGGUGUCUUAUGGAGUUUUUUUUGUCACAUACUUUGUGUUGGUAUGCUGUGAAGGCCCAAGGAGACGCUACCCCUGGAAUAUCAUAUUGCUUGCUAUAUUUACUCUGGCUAUGUCCUACAUGACUGGAACCAUCUCAAGCUACUACGACACAAAAUCUGUUUUCCUGGCACUUGGCAUCACUGCGUUGGUCUGCAUUGUAGUUACUGUCUUCUGUUUCCAGACUAAGGUGGAUUUUACAUCGUGUGGCGGACUCUUCUGCGUCCUGGGGAUUGUUCUUUUUAUUACUGGGAUCAUCACAGCCAUCGUACUGUCAUUCAAAUAUAUCCCUUGGCUUCACAUGGUGUAUGCAGCAAUAGCAGCCGUGGUCUUUACUUUGUUCCUAGCCUAUGACACUCAGCUCAUCAUUGGAAAUCGGAAACACAGCAUCAGCCCUGAAGAGUACGUCUAUGGGGCUCUGAAGCUUUACACGGACAUUGUUAAUAUCUUCCUUAAUAUCCUGCAGCUAAUAGGAGCGUCAAAGUAGGAAUGCCUGGAGCAGCCUGGGUGCGGACCAAAUGGCGUAGUCACAGAACACCAGCUAGUUUGACAGCCAAAUGUGUGUGCAGCCUUUUGACAGACAAUUUGCCAGAAUGCACACCACCUAGAGGUAUCGGGGCAAAGGGGCAUGCAGGUGUUUUCCAUCUAAUCCUUCAUCUACAGUAUCCAGUGCUAGCCUGUCUACUUAAGAGUUUAUGUAGUUUGAGCUUUUACAUAUAUAAUAUUGUAUUUUAUAAGUAAAAUUAUACAUUAAUGAGGAUUACAGCUGCUGUGUUCUCUGUAUUGGUCGUAUGUUGUAUUCUGAAGUAAAGGGACAUUCAUUAUUAGGAGAGGACAAAUAAACAAAACAAACCACACUUCAUGUGCCACAAGUCUUACUUACCAGUGAUUUGUUUUGGACAGUUUUAACAGAUAGAGUAUGCAUAGAUGUUCUUGCCCUUUUUGUAACAAUGAAGGAUAUGUUGUACAACACACCCUAAAGUUAAUGUUAAUCACUUUCCUUCAGAAAUCUGCCUUUGUUUAGAACAUUUAAAUUUCCUUAUGCUGGUUAUCAGAAGAUGGAAUGUGUUGUGAUCAUUUUGAGCAGACUGACAGUGCUAAAUGUGUAUAAUGUAAAUAUUUACCUCCAUUGUAAUGCUCUUCAGUGCUUAUGUUAUGUUACCUAUGUUGUGUAUAAAUAGAUUAAACAAAAUGUUUCCAAUAUUCCUCUAGUUUCAUUUCAGGAGCUGCUUUUCAAUGGGUAUAACUGCAACAUUUUAAAUGUAUUUUAAUUAAAAUCUUUCUUGAUU